CCGCCAACCAUACUUUUUCUUCCCCCUUUGACCCCUUCAAUUUAAAUACAGAUUCUUUUAAUAUUAGUAGUUAGUUAUCAUUUGAUUUCCCCUGAAUUUCUCUCUCUUUUCUGAUGUUUUCAUGUCCCCCCCUUCCUCUCCCUAUAAAUAUCCAUUCACAAUCAUACUUUUUCUUCCAUUCCAUGUUUUGAACACUUUUUGUUUCAGGUUCUGUAAUAGCUACAACAAAAAAACUAAAACUUUAGACUAAAAAUCCCAAAAACAUAAAACAUCAUGUCAAAUGGAAAUGGUACUGUUUUCCAGGUCCCUCGUCCUGUGGUCAGAAAAUUUCUUGCCAGGCCUCAGCCUGAAGGACUUGGAGCCACUGUUAGAAGAAGCAUUGGAAGGUUUGAGCUCAAGUAUUUUGAUCCCUUCCUUGCUUUAGAUGAAUUCUCAGGUGAGUAACUGCUUGUGGCUAGUGUUUCUUAAUACCAUUCUUUGGUUCUGUUAUCCUUGAUUUGAUGAUGUUGUUGAUCGUUUGUUUAUUGGUGUGGUUUGCAACUCUGCAGUCUCUGCUCCAGCUGGAUUUCCUGAUCACCCUCAUAGAGGUUUGUUAUAAAAGUUCUCAAAGUUUUGCAAGGGUUAUAGAUGGCUUACUGAUUCUUUUUCUUCUGAUGUUUCAGGGUUUGAAACAGUCACAUACAUGUUGCAGGUACAGCUUCUUCCUCUGUAGUACUUGCUGUUGAAGUCUUGUUCACUUUGCAGAUGUUACAAUUAGAUGAAUUUUUGAGGCUUGUAUGAACUGUAUAAAUAGAAUUAAGUUAUACAGUCGCUUUUCGCACUCCCACAUUUUCACUUUAAGGAAGUUAGAACCUUUAAAGAUUGUGAUUGAUUAGAACUGAGAAGAUUGCAUGUUGUAUUGGUAACCAGCAUGUAACAGUAAGAAUUGAUUUUGAAAUUCAAGAUUUUUCUUGAAAAAUUUUGUUGCAGUUACAGUAGCUGAUUUCUUUGUAGAAAUGUUUUCGACAAUAAACUCCGAAUGCAUUCACAAAUGUGGGGAGCAGUAGGCAUCAUAAGCUCUGCUCACUUGUUUAUUCUGCUUAGAAAGUUAUCAUUUCUUCAAUCAUCAAAGCCAUAUUCCCUGAUUAUUAUGCUGAGAAUUUUUCUGGCUUGUUUCCAAACCAGGGUGCUGUUAUGCAUGAAGAUUUUGAGGGUCAUAAAGGCACAAUCAAAGAAGGAGAUUUGCAGUGGAUGACUGCAGGAAGAGGAAUAGUUCAUUCAGAAAUGCCAGCAGCUCAGGGAACUCAAAGAGGUUUGCAGUUGUGGAUUAACCUCUCCUCCACAAACAAGAUGAUUGAGCCAAGGUACCAAGAACUAAUGAGCAAGGACAUUGAAGAGGUUACAAGAGAUGGAGUCAGAGUCAAAGUGAUAGCAGGGGAAUCCAUGGGAAUCAAGUCACAAGUCUACACAAUAACACCAACCAUGUUCUUGGAUUUCACUCUAAAACCAGGAGCUCAUCUUCAACAAUUCAUCCCACCCUCAUGGAAUGCAUUUGUGUACACACUAGAAGGGGAAGGCGUAUUCGGCGGCAACUCGAAAACGGCCUCUUCCUCAGCUGUAAUAACACCUCAUCAUCUUCUACUCUUAGGCUCAGGUGGUGAUGGACUUGAGGCAUGGAACAAGUCAUCAUCAUCAAAGCCCCUUAGGUUUGUAUUAGUUGGAGGUCAGCCAUUAGGUGAACCAGUGGCACAAAUGGGGCCAUUUGUGAUGAACACUCAAGAAGAGAUUGACCAAACUAUUGAAGAUUAUGACAACUGUGUAAACGGAUUUGAGAAUGCAAGGCAUUGGAGAUCUGAAGCAAGGAGACUUUAUUAUGAUUAUUGAAGGAGAAAAAUCAUAAUUAUUAUUCUUUAGUUUUCAAGUUAAGUAAUGAUCAGAUCGGAAACACAAAGAAAUGACACACUAUUCAGAUGUAAUCAUGAUGCACUUCAUUAUUUCACAUGUAAAUUGUGGUCUUUUGGAUGUCUUGAUAAAUGAAAGCAUCAUCAGCAAAUGUUUUUUCAGUUGUUCCGUCUUUCACAUAUUCACC
Messenger RNA from Oldenlandia corymbosa var. corymbosa, 2068 nucleotides. NCBI's taxonomy places the organism in Eukaryota, Viridiplantae, Streptophyta, Magnoliopsida, Gentianales, Rubiaceae. The record is from the annotation of a GenBank genome assembly.